AUGACCGCCACGCGCGACAAGAUGAACGUGACCUUUGAGGUUCUGGGCAUCAACACUGUGCCUCAUAUCGAUGCAGACCAACAAGGAUCAACACGAAGAGAACUUCAAUGCUCGUUGUUCGUCGCACACAGCCCUCUCCGAGCGAGACCAUUCGACUCUGCGCGACUGACAUUGCUUGGGCUGCUAAAGUCAAACAUCAAUGGCAUGAAAACGAGCAAACCUUUCGUUUCUCUAGCGAAGAGCUUACAUUGGUCUGAUUUCUACCCAACGACGCCAUGCACCGAGACCUUCAAGUCGCGGCAACAAGCCGAUGUGUCAUUUAAUCUCGGGGCAGCAGACAAGCUCAAUCGGACGACCUUACUGCCGUUCUCAAACGUCGAUAUCGCUUCAGAAGCAAUAAGUGAUCAUGCCUUGAGCAACAGGCGGCAUCUCAAAGCCCAAGGCCGGACCCAGUACACAUACGAAAUCAUCUUCUACAAUCGUUCGAAGGAAGUCCAAACCGUGCGUGGCCCAGUCUCAAUCGAUCUGCCCUCAGCGGUCCAUCUCCUGCCAGCACGACAGGAUCAACUUCUUUCGCAGCCACUUCGCCAGCCUAAAGGUGCCAAAUCACGACUAAAGUCCCUCCGGGCGAACGCUGACCAGCCUUUCGACAUGCAACUCAAGCUAGACGAGCAUAACCUCGGAGAAACAGUUUACGAUAGGCCACCCACAGAGAAGUCGAGCACGAUCUCGAUCCCUUUCAGUCUCGACUUGGCGGCGUCAGAUAACAUGCCAACUAGUGUAGUUGAAUUGAUUCACACAGGGGCGACAUGCAAUGUACAAGCAAAGUGGUACAUACACCGUACGGUCGGCAAUCCCUCGCGGACCAGCACCGAUGGCAUUGCCAAGUCGAGUGCAGUCUCAGUCAAGAGUGCAGCUGCAAUUCCACCGCUCUACGACAUGACGGAUGCAUCAGCCACCAACACGAAGCAGAUUUUCUCAGCGUCCUCUUCAAUCGAGCUCGAACUUCCGCGCACAGCACUAAUACCAUCGCUUGACAUUGACGGUCUCAGCGUCAGAUACGAGCUGGAAAUAAGUCUCGCUAUCUCGGGUGCUGCAGCUACAGAUGGUCCAUCUCUGGCGGAAACAACCUUUAGGAUGCCAGUCGUCUUGGCUGCCGGCUGA
Cyphellophora attinorum is the source of this 1164-nucleotide messenger RNA. RefSeq lists its product as uncharacterized. NCBI's taxonomy places the organism in Eukaryota, Fungi, Ascomycota, Eurotiomycetes, Chaetothyriales, Cyphellophoraceae. The record is from RefSeq and is a predicted model, not a curated record. Bases 1 to 1164 code for a protein of 387 amino acids. The transcript is spliced from 2 exons.